This is a messenger RNA of Ostreococcus tauri, 645 nucleotides long. Its product is annotated as unnamed product. The record is from RefSeq and is a predicted model, not a curated record. NCBI's taxonomy places the organism in Eukaryota, Viridiplantae, Chlorophyta, Mamiellophyceae, Mamiellales, Bathycoccaceae. The transcript has a single exon. The coding region runs from base 1 to 645 and encodes 214 amino acids.
AUGGGUCUCGCCCACGCCCUGCGAGAAAUGUUCGGACGCAAACGACGCGAGCGCACGCUCCGAGAGGUGGAGCGCGCGGUGGAACAGGAGUCGAGCCAACGGGGGAGCCGGCGAGGGUCGUUCGCGCGCGCGCGAGACGCGAGCGGGCGCGACGGGUCGGGACGAGACGUCUCGGGACGCGGGGGACGAUUCGACUACGGGUCGUCCUCGCACGGUGGACACGGACGAGAGCGGAUGUACGACGCGGACGCGUCGAAGACUUUUGGACGACAGCACGGGAGCGAAGAAGCGCUGUGCGUGUUGGCGGGGAGCGAGGCGAUGAGCAUACCGGCGGGGAAGGUGACGGUGCACGUCGGAGAGCGGAGCGAGAGCUACGUCCGGGGGGAGGACGGGGCGUUUUACGACGAGUCGCACACGUUCUCGGGGUCCGUUCCGGGAUCGCCCGUGUUUACCAGGGCGUCGUCGCUGCCGAAGGCGGUGGUGAUGGUGCACAGCGAGGACGUAGACGUGGAUGCGGGGAAAAUGGGCGCCGCGGGUCAACGCAACCGAGGGAGCUGUAACUCUCUGUUGCUGCUCGAGGCGCAGGCUCUGAGCGCGGGUGAGGCGCAACAUAUUAUCUCGGGGUCGUCAGCGAAGAGCGGGUGA